Messenger RNA from Epithele typhae, 2019 nucleotides. Its product is annotated as P-loop containing nucleoside triphosphate hydrolase protein. Gene Ontology annotation, molecular function: hydrolase activity; DNA binding; ATP binding. NCBI's taxonomy places the organism in Eukaryota, Fungi, Basidiomycota, Agaricomycetes, Polyporales, Epitheliaceae. The transcript has 10 exons. The record is from RefSeq and is a predicted model, not a curated record. Bases 1 to 2019 code for a protein of 672 amino acids.
AUGCCACAACCAUGGUGCUGCUUGCUCUCUGCCUCGCGCAUCACGAGGUGCUACUCCUCUUCUGCUCAUGCUGUCACUCUUCGACCAUACCAGGAAACUUGUCUUAAUGCUUGCUUGGCCGCGCUGAAGACAGGUUCUUCACGCAUAGGCGUAUCCCUCCCCACUGGCUCUGGCAAAACGACAGUCUUCAUCUCCUUGCUUGGAAAGCUACCCCCAUUGCAUAACGCCUCCCGCGCCGCUCGGUCUUUGGUCAUUGUCAAUAGCGUCGAACUCGCUCAGCAGACCGCAGAUCAGGCCUCACGCCUGUUUCCCGAGUGGUCAGUGGAGAUAGAGCAGGGAAAGCAGCAUGCCUCUGGCCUGGCCGACGUCACCGUCGCGACUGUCCAAACUCUACUACGAGGGCAGCGAUUGGAGAAGUUCCACCCGGAGUUUAUCAAGGCGGUUAUUGUGGAUGAAGCCCACCAUGCGGCGGCGCCCUCGUACCGUCGUAUCCUGUCUCAUUUCCACUCCGACGUUGAGAAUCCAGACGAGUCCGAGCACUCCACGUCCUCGGUGAAGCAUCGCAUACCCAUCUUCGGAUUCUCCGCAACCUUCAGCAGACAUGAUGGACUUGCAUUGGGUUCUGUUUUUGAAGAGAUAGUGUACCACCGAGGAUUCCUGGACAUGAUAAAGGAACAGUGGCUCUGUGGGGUCCGCUUCACCACAGUUCAUGCGAAGAUGGACCUCAGCAAUGUAUCUAUCAGCUCUCGAUCUGGAGACUUUCAGGCGACAAGUCUCGCUCAUGUUGUCAACACCGAUACCGUCAAUGAGCUGAUCGUUCGAACAUGGCUGGACAAGGCUUCGGAUCGCAAGUCGACGCUAGUGUUUUGUGUUAAUGUUGAGCAUAUCCUCAGACUGGCUUCCACGUUCAGAUCGGCAGGCGUAGAUGCUCGUUACGUCCAUGCUGGGACCCCUCCGCUGGAGAGGCGACAGCUCGUCCAGGCAUUCAGAAACGGAGAAUUUCCUGUAAUGAUCAACUGCAAUGUGCUCACUGAAGGAACAGACGUGCCCAACAUUGACUGCGUCAUGGUCGCGCGGCCCACUCGGUCUCGAAAUCUGUUCGCUCAGAUGAUCGGUCGAGGAAUGAGGUUAUCACCUUUCACAGGCAAAGAAGAUUGUCGCAUUAUAGACUUUGUCGAUUCUCAAAAUCGCGUUUCUGGGGUAAUCUCCACACCAACGCUCUUUGGCCUUGAUCCUAACCAUAUCGAUGACCUCAAUGAUGAGACGAUCGAGAGCCUAGAACGACGAUCAGCCGAGCAUUGUGACUCUUCCAGGUCUGAAGAACUCGGUCCAUCGCUGCAUAGUGUCUCCGGAACCGUGCUGCCGCCCAAAUCAGUUGUAUACGUGGAUCACGAGGAUCCCUUCGCGAGGGAAGACAACAGUUCGGGAGACCCUCACAUCAAUGCUAUCACUCCUUUCGCAUGGGUAUGCUGCGGCGCAGGCAUCUAUAUCCUUGAAUGCCUCGAAAAAGGGUUCAUCAAAAUUGUGAAGGUUGAGUCUGAAGACGAUCGGCAGCCACCAAAAUGGCAGGCCCAUUAUACGCCUCCGACUCUGAAAAACUUCGUGUCGUUCAAGCUGAAGAUAUCACCGUAUGGCCGUCAACAGAAACUUUUGGACGCCACCGACUUCAUUGAAGCCGUGCGAGGCAGCGAUACCUUCGCCAAAAAGCUCAUCGACUCAGGUCGUGAAGCGGGGCUUUUACGAACGGCAAAAUGGCGCUCCCAGCCGGCGACGCCAAACCAGUUGCAACUCGUCCGCAAGAAGUGGAAGGGCCGCAAAGUGGUCGAAGCAGCCCACAGACCAGACUUCAAGACUCUCACGAAGGGACAGGCCGCCAACAUCAUUACUCGCCUCAAACAUGGCGCCCUGAGGCGAUAUGAGGACAAGUUGCGGCGGCAGGCCAAGUUGUUGCAGGGUCAUCAACAGGAGCAGACCCGGCGCGCGCGAGAAGAAGUCAGAGUUGGACCGUUGUCCGCCUAG